This is a messenger RNA of Rhizopus microsporus ATCC 52813, 834 nucleotides long. Its product is annotated as cytidine deaminase-like protein. The transcript has 4 exons. Gene Ontology annotation, cellular component: nucleus; cytoplasm. The record is from RefSeq and is a predicted model, not a curated record. NCBI's taxonomy places the organism in Eukaryota, Fungi, Mucoromycota, Mucoromycetes, Mucorales, Rhizopodaceae. Gene Ontology annotation, biological process: tRNA wobble adenosine to inosine editing. Gene Ontology annotation, molecular function: tRNA-specific adenosine-34 deaminase activity; zinc ion binding. Bases 209 to 748 code for a protein of 179 amino acids.
CUUUUGUUUUUGGAGUUGAUCUUGUUCUACCGUUGGUUCAUCAACAUGGUCACUCUCACUUUCAGGUUAUUCACUCUUGACAUUUUAUUAGAGUUUCUAGUAGCUGUGCAAAACGCGUAGCAUAUUCACAAUCGCGCGGUUUCCCCUUUCUUCGCGUCAGUUCAUAGCUCCGACAGUUGGCAAGGGAAACAAACAAUCUAUUUUGCUCAUGUCACAAUACAAUGCUAAAUUUAUGAAAGCGGCUCUUGAUGUAGCGCAGGAAGCUUACGAUAACUUGGAAGUCCCUGUUGGAUGCGUCUUUGUUUUGAAUAACGAGACUAUCCUUGCAAGAGGACGUAACAGACCCAACGAGACAUGCAAUGCAACACGACAUGCAGAGAUUGAGGCAAUUGAUUUAAUAUUAGAAGAACAUGAUCCAAUUAUUUUCUCCAAUGUAGACUUGUAUGUCACUGUCGAACCAUGUAUUAUGUGUGCCUCUGCACUAAGACAGAUUGGAAUACGACAUGUCUAUUUUGGUUGUGGCAAUGAUAAAUUUGGAGGAAACGGCUCGGUCUUUAACAUGCAUUCAGAUCCACGAUUAGAAACAGAUCAUUCAAAAGGAUAUGAAUCAAAGGGAGGCUAUUUUUAUGAAGAAGCCAUUAUGCUAUUGAGAAAGUUUUAUGUUCGAGAAAAUCAAAAUGCACCUGUACCAAGAAAGAAGGCAAAUCGAGUAUUAAAAACUGAAAUUGCACCAAAAAACAAGGAAUGAGAGAGAGAGAAACGAUUUUUUUUAUAUUUAUAUGAAAUACACACACAUAUAUUUAUAUACGCAUAUGUUUAUAUAUAUAUAUAUAU